GUUCGGCCAGCCGUCAAAGUUGCAGCAUUAGCUCUACACUCAAUCAUGGCCAACAUUAACCCACAUGAGACUGAAAAAAUUCUGGUGAAGGUAGAAAGAAAGAAACCUGAAGAAACAGCAACCGAACAAUGUGCCAGUAUUUUUGAUCUCCGUUUUGAUCCAAGACAAAAUAAGGAUUCUCAUAAGAAUCUCUAUCCACAGAUUCUAGCCUGUAUUGCAGCAGCUUCAUUUCAUCUUCCAGUUGGUAUAGUUGUGGCCUUCUCCGCCAUAUUAAUUCCUCAACUAGAAGCUCCUGAUUCUGAAAUACCUGUGACAAAAGAUCAAACUGCUUGGAUUGCUAGUCUUGCUGUUCUGGUAGUGCCGUUUGGUGCAUUUCUUUGUGGAACUCUAGUCGAUAAAAUAGGAAGGUUAAAUACAAUAAAGGUGGCUUGUGUACCAUAUAUGAUUGGAUGGGUCCUUAUCGCAACUGCUUCAAACAUUUAUAUGAUUUACAUUGGAAGAUUUCUUACUGGAUUUGCAAUUGCUAUGGGUCCAAGUCCAGCUAUUGUAUAUAUUACAGAAGUUGCACGUGCAGAUUUACGAGGAUCUCUUAUUUGUACUGGUCCAUCAAUGACAUCCUUAGGGAUGUUAUUCGUUUACAUAAAAGGAUCAAUGUUACCUUGGAGGAUAGUUGCUUGGACAGGUAUUCUUUACUGUGCCAUUCCUGUAUUUCUAAUGUUCCUCUGGUCACCUGAGAGUCCAUUGUGGCUUUGCUCAAAAGGUAGAACUGAAGAAGCCCUCAAGGCACUCCAGUUCUUAGCCAGAAAAGAAACUGAGCAAGGACUUCCUGAGAAACAGUUGGCUCAAAUGCAAAGAGAAGUUAACUCGAAAAAACCAGCUGUACCAACAUCGAUGUUCAUGACUAUUAUUAAAGGAUAUUCCAAGCCUACUGGUUACAAACCACUGUUAAUUCUUAUUGCUCUUUUCUUCUUCCAACAAUACGCUGGCAUUUAUAUUACAAUUUUCUAUGCUGUCACCUUCUUUGAGGAAGUAAAGAGUGGAUUUAAUCCUUAUGUGUCUACCAUCCUUAUCGGUUUAAUCAGAAUGUUAAUUGGACUUCUGACCAGUGUAUUAUUGCAAAGGUUUGGAAGGAGGACAUUGUGUAUGUGCAGUGGCACAGGAAUGGCUAUUGUUUUGACAAUAUCGGGUUAUUAUACAUGGCAAAUAGCCACAGGUGUAAUUGAGCACAGUAUUAUUCCUGUGAUUUGUAUGUUAACAUACAUGUCACUCAGUGUUAUUGGUCUGAUGAGUAUACCUUGGACUAUGACUGCAGAAUUGUUUCCAAUGGAGAUAAGAGGAUUUUCUCAAGGUUUCAUUGUCUCCUUAGCACAUGUUAUAAUGUUCUCAGCACUUCAAAUCUACAGGACACUUCCCGAUCUUCUCGGCGGUUCUCACGGGGUCCAGUGGCUCUUUGCUGGAAUGUCAAUGCUUUCAGUUCUAUUUGUAUUCAUUUUCCUUCCAGAAACCCAUAAAAAAAUGCUCUAUGAGAUUCAGGACUAUUUCAACAACAAUACUAUUUAUUUAAUGCAAAAACCUACGAAAAAAACUCGUUCACCUACCAACAAUAAUAGAAAUAAUGUUGUGUAAUUGAAUACAAGAUAAUGUACAAUUUUUUUUACAUAAUGUUCAAUGGGUAAAUGAUACCUUUUUUAAAAUAUCUCAAUUUCUCUUAAACCCUAUUAUUGAGAAGAGAAAAAACUUACAAAUGUGAUAAAAUAUACAUAUAUUUAUAUUACAAAGAAAGAAAGAAAUGGAAAUAUAAACUGUUAAUUAUUCUUUUAUUUGUAAACUUAAUUUGAUUAAGAUACUUAAUAGGUUACUUUAGUAAAAUUAUUUCACUUUAAAAUUAAAAGCAAAUAAAGGUUACUUUAGUUUUAUUUUUAAUUUUAAUUUGAACUUUUUAUUUUAGAACUUUCUUUGCUGUUGGUGAUGUUUUUACUGAGAGACAUAUUUAUUUUAGUUUGAUUAUAUUGAUUUUGAACAAAAUUUAUUUUUGUAUAAAUCAUGAACAAAAAUUUUAAAAAGUUACAUUAAAAUGUCAUCUUCCUUUUUCUUUGAGACUUGUGCAUUCAUCUCAUGUUCUGUUUUUUAUUUAUUUCAUAACUUUACAUAAUAAUAGACAAGGUGAAGCUAUGAUAAUUAAUGUGAUAUUUAAUGACAAACUGUUAUCAUAAAUGCAUCUCUGUUUUUUACUUUGAUGCAUCUUUUGUUAGACCUGUCUAAUGUAGAUGUAACAGUAAGCUUGAAAUUUCAGUUGUAAAAAAUAAAACUCUUCCAUUUCUGUAAGUAAUUAAUUUCAAACAUAGCCUAAAGUAAAUUUUUAAAUGAAAUCAAUUGACUGAAUGUAGUUAGUCAUAUCAAGUUAUUCUUUUGAUAGUUAUGCAUAUAGCAUAAGCUUGCUGCAUUUUUGUUUUAAAAUAAAGUUUUGCCUUCAGUAAACCCAGAUUUUCUUCCAAAUUGAUUUAUGAUAGAAAUAUCUGGACUGAUUCUCAUAUUGUUAGUAUUAUAAAACAUUUUUAAGACAGCUACCAAAGCGAGAAGAUAAGUGAUUAUUUUUUUUACAGAUAUAUUUAAGAAUAUAUGAAUAUUAUUAAGUAAAAAUUAUUUUUAAGUAUUUAAACUUUUUUUUUAUAAUGAUAAAUUUGUAUUUUUACAAUACAGAAUAAUACUGUUUGUUUUAUUGAUUUUAA
Messenger RNA from Nezara viridula (southern green stink bug), 2729 nucleotides. The record is from the annotation of a GenBank genome assembly. Lineage: Eukaryota; Metazoa; Arthropoda; Insecta; Hemiptera; Pentatomidae.